This is a messenger RNA of Peronospora matthiolae, 306 nucleotides long. Lineage: Eukaryota; Oomycota; Peronosporomycetes; Peronosporales; Peronosporaceae. The record is from the annotation of a GenBank genome assembly.
AUGAAAGACGUCUUCGACAGUGGAAGACGCGACUACUUUCAAGCCGAAGUAGUUCUAAAAGCUGUAGAAGGUUCAACGGAUGAAGACUCAUCGUGUUCCAACAAAGAAGAAGAAGAAGAAAACGUGCAGGAUAAAGACGUCGAACCUGGAAGCAAGCGAGAUCAACGCACACGAUCACUGGAAGAAGCGGUCGAUGUUCCAAUGGCAAAACGACUAAGUCGGGAUCAAUGUUUGGUUGAGAUAUCUGUGGUGGCUCAAGAACGUCAUGGUUUUGAGGUUGCCUACGUCAUGGAUUUAGUGGGAUAA